GCACUUGAAUUACGUGCCUGGGAAUUGCGUCGACUUGUACUUUAGCGCUUGAAAAAGGGCUGUUAGCGUGGAGAGCGGGUGGUGGAGAGUGAGGCGAAUGUGCCGUCUUGAAACCGAAGGACAGUAAGCGCUUCCUCUCUCCCUAAACGAGACGGUCCCGCGGGCUCGGCGGCCGCCCCUGGCCCGUCCGGGGGGAACAUGGCGGCGCCCGGAGCCCGGAGCUGCAGCCUCUCGGGCCUGCUCCCGGCUCAGACCUCGCUGGAGUACGCCCUGCUCGACGCCGUCACCCAGGAGGAGAAGGACAGGCUGGUCUACCAGUAUCUGCAGAAGGUGGACGGCUGGCAGCAGGACUUGUCAGUGCCCGAGUUUCCGGAAGGAUUAGAAUGGCUGAACACAGAAGAAUCUAUUUCUGUCUACAAGGACCUGUGUGGAAAAGUGGUCAUUCUUGAUUUCUUCACCUACUGCUGCAUAAACUGUAUUCACGUGUUGCCUGAUCUGCACGCAUUAGAACACACAUACUCUGAUAAAGAUGGUCUUCUGAUUGUUGGUGUUCACUCAGCUAAGUUUCCAAAUGAAAAAGUCGUGGAUAACAUUAAGAGUGCCGUUCUUCGAUACAACAUCACCCACCCUGUGGUUAAUGAUGCAGAUGCCAGCCUUUGGCAAGAACUAGAAGUCUCCUGCUGGCCAACUCUGAUCAUACUUGGACCUCGUGGAAACAUGUUAUUUUCUUUGAUUGGAGAGGGACAUAAAGAUAAAUUAUUUUUAUAUACUUCAAUAGCGUUAAAGUAUUACAAAGACAGGGGACAGAUCAGAGAUAAUAAAAUUGGAAUCAAACUCUAUAAAGAUUCUUUGCCACCUUCGCCAUUGCUGUUUCCUGGCAAAGUAACAGUAGACCAUGUUUCCAGUAGAUUGGUAAUAGCGGACACUGGACAUCAUAGAAUUUUGGUCGUCUGGAAGAAUGGACAAAUUCAGUACAGCAUUGGAGGACCCAACCCUGGAAGAAAAGAUGGAGUAUUUUCAGAGUCAACUUUUAACUCACCACAGGGUGUAGCCAUAAUGAAUAAUAUCAUAUAUGUGGCAGAUACUGAAAACCACCUUAUAAGAAAGAUUGACCUAGAAGCUGAGAUGGUGAGCACUGUGGCUGGCAUUGGAAUUCAAGGUACAGAUAAAGAAGGUGGAGCUCAAGGAGAAGAACAGCCCAUUAGUUCCCCUUGGGAUGUAGUUUCUGGAAAGUCAGGUCCUGAAGUCCAAACCGAUGACAUUCUGUGGAUAGCCAUGGCAGGGACUCAUCAGAUAUGGGCACUCCUGUUGGACUCUGGCAGACUACCAAAGAAAAAUGAGUUAAAAAAAGGAACCUGCCUUCGGUUUGCUGGAAGUGGAAAUGAAGAGAAUCGAAAUAAUGCAUAUCCUCACAAGGCAGGUUUUGCCCAACCUUCAGGUCUUUCUCUGGCCUCAGAAGAUCCCUGGAGCUGCCUGUUCGUAGUAGAUAGUGAGAGCAGUACAGUGAGAACCGUGUCACUGAAAGAUGGAGCCGUGAAGCACCUUGCAGGAGGAGAAAGAGAUCCCAUGAAUUUAUUUGCUUUUGGUGAUGUUGAUGGAGUAGGAAUCAAUGCAAAGCUUCAGCACCCACUUGGAGUAACUUGGGACGAGAAAAGGAAUUUACUUUAUGUGGCAGACUCUUACAAUCACAAGAUUAAAGUUGUGGAUCCAAAAACAAAAAACUGUACAACAUUAGCAGGAACUGGAGAUGCAAGUAAUGUUCUUGGUUCCAGUUUUACUGAGUCAACUUUUAAUGAACCAGGAGGCUUGUGUAUUGGAGAGAAUAGUCAGUUAUUAUAUGUGGCAGACACCAAUAACCAUCAAAUUAAAGUGAUGGAUUUAGAAACAAAAACGGUUUCUGUGCUCCCAGUCUUCAGAGCUGACAGUGCUAUGGUGGAUGGCCCAUUCUCAGCAGAAAAGCAGAAGGCAUUCCCCAAACUGCCUACAUCUGCUCCAAGCAUUAGACUUUCCCCAGUGGCUGCAUCCCCAGGACAGACUCUUGAGUUCAAGCUAAAACUAGACCUCCCGUCAGGAGCGAAGCUCACUGAAGGGGCACCCAGUUGCUGGCUCCUGUCAGCUGGAGGCAACGAAUGGCUUCUUCGAGGACAGAUACCAUCUGGAGAGAUAGAGAGCAUUUCCAAUCAGCCAACCAUCUCACUGCAGAUUCCCGGAGAUUGCUUAUCACUUGAAGCCAUUCUGUCUAUCAGCGUGUUUCUGUAUUACUGUAGCGCAGACAGCAGUGCCUGUAUGAUGAAGGGAAUUUUGUUCACUCAGCCUUUACAAAUAACCGACACACAGCAAGGCUGCACAGCUCUGGUAGAACUCAAGUAUGUAUUUUAGCAAGCUGGCUAGUGACCCAGUGCUGUCUCUUCUCCAUCCCCACCAUCACUGUAAUUUAUGAAAAGAAACUUUAUUUCUGCCUCUGGAAACAAAGAAACUCAUUGUUCAGUUCUAGCAACUGACAUUAAAAUAAAGCUAUGCUCCUUAUUUAUUUAUUAUAAACAAAUUCAUUCAUUCUGGCUGCGUACCAGCUGAGUCACUGACCAUGAUUUGAACCAUGAUUCUGUAAUCUUUGCUGCUAUUUGGCACAAGACUUAAGACCACAUUAUAGGCUAGAAUACUAUCAUGAGAUAAUGUGCAGUGAAUACCGGUAACAAUAAUGAUACCAAAUAUUUUAACUAACCUUUUUACCUUUAUUAAUAUCAAGCAGCACAUCUGAACAUAUAAAUUUCACAGUAAUUUUAAACAGAACUUAAGAUGCAGUCUGUGUGUUGGUUUAAGGACAUCUGCCAUUCAAGGCAUUAGGUCUGUUUUAAGCCACAAAAUGGUCUUUCUAUCAUAGUAGAAGCUUAAAGACUACCUAGGUGAUAAAUAUAUUCUUUACUCUCUUCUGUGGUUUUCUCAUUUGAGAUAUAUUUAAAACAGAAUUGUAAUCUAUUUUUUUUAUAAAUUAUUUACUAUUUUAAUAUACCGUUAUUAAUGGUAUGUUAAAUAUUCUGUAUGUUUCUAUACAGAAAAGGUUAAAGUCUCUAAGGACAUACAGACUCACUCCUUUAUUAUUUCUAACUGAACACAGUCUUACCAGAUAACAAUGAGUCCACAGAAAUACCAUGCCUUUGAAGGAGAAAGGGACUAGGGACACAUUACUGUCUGUGAUACCACUUCAUGAUAAAGAACUGUGACAGCUGAGUUUGAUAUAAAUGGGUAUGUAUGUUAUCUUAGAAAUGCACAUUUCAGUUGAAGCAGUAAGUGCAGAUUUGUGGGGUUUGUGGGUUUUUUUGGUCCCCAUAUUCAAAAUUUAAAUUAUGAUCAUUUAUUGUGAUUUUUUUUAAGAAGUUACUGUUAAGCAUUCAAAGUGAAAAUUUCAGUGUGAAGCACUUUCAUGGUAUUAAUGUGUAUAGUAUAUCUUAAUAUAUUACUUUAAAAUAUCAAGGCUGAAAUAUCCAGUGAUUUGAGGACACUGUUUUUGGUAGUUUUUUUAACCUUAAAAGAAGUAGUCAGCAGGAGAUAAUGAAAGGUUCUUUUAUUAUCAUAAUUUCUCUUUAUAACUAUUUUAAAAGCCUGUGCUUAUUUUUACUAAAACUGAUUCAACAUGUUUGUGGUUUAAUCAGCUUACAAGAUUUUAAAAACAACAGGUGAAUCAUAUUUAUUCAGUAAAUAUUUAUAGACAAUAUAGCAUAAUAUGCCUUCCCCCUUCAAAAACAGUGUUCCAUUUGAAGGGUAAUUUUUUAAGCAUGACCAUCUGCCCAUUGCUUUAUAUUUUUUGGAAAUAUAAUUUUGAACGUGCUGUUCACUUCUUUUAUUCAGGUUCCAAAAUCUGAAGUAAGACAGUGCAUAGGUCAUGGCUUCCAUUUAAUUUGCAGCAUGCUAGCACUGUUUUUAAAGAGAAAUGUAACAUUAAAAAUAAUUCUUUUUAAAAUCAUAUGUAAGUACCUCAAACCUUUUCUCUCCAUAAAAAAAAUGUUCUAUAAUAAAAGGAUGUAUAACAUUAAUAGUCUCUUUUAUGGAGAGCAGACCAGAGUCAUUUUUUAAUCUCAUCUGAUUAUUGUAGUUCUUAUUUCCAGUUGGACAGGAUGAGAAUAGUUUGACUUGAUUUUUUUCCUAUUAAGGACGUAAACAGUUCUCUCAGUAAGAAGUAUAUACAAUUCUAACUUGCUAAUUCAAGAAUGCCUGGUAAUUAUUUAUUCAGUAUUAUACACAUACAUACAGUAUGUAUUUCCAUAUACAUUAAAACCCAAAAAUACUUCUUAGAGUCAAUUAAUGUUCCCUUUGUCUAGAUAGAGCUUUAGGUUAGUAUUAUUAAGCUUAUACUUUUCUUAACUUUCAAAGGAUAGUUUUAUUGAACAUUCUUAUUCUUACCCAGCCACCAGUCUGCAGUGUUUUUUACGUUCAGAAUAUUAUUUGUAUAAAGUGGUAUGACUUUUUUUUGUAAAUCAUACUAAGCAAUAUAAAUAGGCUCCUAGAAUUUAUGACUAACAUAAACUUCUCACGUAAGAGGAAGCACUAGAAAGUUUAUUUUUAAAAACUUGAUUCCUGUCUGACUUCUGUUUUCUAUAAGAACUUCUGCAUUUUUUAACUUUUUAACUUUUGCUCUUCUUCAUACAUCAAUUAUUAUGUCCGGUGACAGUUUAAAAAACAGUAAGAUCUUGGUGUUAGUCACCGUUACCAAAGUGCCAGUAAUGUGGCAUUAUACACCCUUAGACAUAAUACCUGGAACCUUUGCCCUACGUUAUUCUGCUGGUUUGUCAUUUUUUUCACCACUGUGUAUGAUAUUUCACAAAUGGCAGAAUUUCUUUUUCUGAAUUUAUGCUCAGGAUUGAUACGAUCUCUGAAAAGAACUUCGCUUAUCUUGAAUAUGCUGUGUCAGGCAAAUAUUUAACCUGUUCACAAGAGAAAAUUUUACAGUUUAACCACUGGUAAGUGUAACUUCGGCCAAGUUCAAUGACUAAACAAUUUUCUCCUUAACUAUUCUAAUAAUAUAUUUAGCUAUAGUGUUAAUCAGGCCUGAAGAAAGCAAUAAAUCUUAACACAGCCCCAUAAUAUAUGCAGAUGAGUGUAUAUAUAUGUGUGUAUGUGUAUAUAUACUUACACAGAUACAAAGAUCAACUCAAUUUCUCACAUGGCCAAUGUGCUUCGGAGCUAGGACCACUGAAAUAAGUUAUCUGCUUGUUCUUCCAUAGUUGAAAAAUCUGAGAAGAUACUAAAAAUACAUAUCUCUGUAAUAUAAUAAUUUUCUGCUUGCCCAACAUUUAGUUUUUAUCUGCCAACUAAAAAGACUUCAGUCUAGCCAUUAUAUUUGGCAUCAUGCUGAAGAAUAAUCACCAAAAACGAAAUUUCAUAGCUCACAAAUUGCAUAAAAAUAUAUACAGAGGGUCUGUGUCAGUGGUGGACUAUGAAUGAUAAAAUUGUGAAUAUUUUUAUUUUCUAUUUUUCUGUAUUUUUUUUUAAAUUGAGCAGUGUGUUAUUUUAAAAAAAUAGGGAUGUGCUUUAAAGAUUUAAAAUGAACUGAAUAGCCAGCACUUGUUAUAUAAUACAUUUUCUGGGGUCACUUUAUUACCAAAGAUCAGAACACAGUGUCAGAGCUCUGAUCUGCCAGUUUUCUCUUUAGUGUGUGAUUUGGUGGAGACAGAAAUGAUUACGGCUUCUUCUGCUGGAGUUUUAUUCUGUGAUGUAGUGUAGUGAUUAUGAGCACAGAUUUUGCAGUCACUUGGAUUCUAACUGUAUAAAAUGGGGCUCCUAUACCUGCCCUAUGGGGUUGCUGUAAGGACUCAAUGAAAUGAUGUUUGUAUAGCAAUUAGUAAUUAAGAAACUGCUAGUUACUGGCUUAGUUAUAAUAAUAAUUUAUGAUCAUAAAUACAUGGCUUCACAUUUUCUUUUUAACUGCAUUUUCUAAAAGAAACUAUUUCUCUACCAACUGUUUGCUAUGUUAAUAUUGUCCAUAGAACUGGGAUUCAAGAAGAGAAAUACAGUUCUAUAAUAGACAUAUUACUAUUUUAUAAAUGAUGUUAUAAAGAA
Molecule: messenger RNA, 6054 nt
Organism: Vicugna pacos (alpaca)
Lineage: Eukaryota; Metazoa; Chordata; Mammalia; Artiodactyla; Camelidae
Gene: NHLRC2
Product: NHL repeat containing 2
Molecular function (GO): protein binding
Source: RefSeq, a predicted model, not a curated record